UUAGUUGAAGCAUUUUCAGAUCAACCAUUUUUUUUUUUAAAUCCUUCUUCCAACUUGCAUCUCCUUUUUCUUUGAUUCCUAAAAGAUGGUAGGGCAUUAUGUCCUAUAACUUAUCAGGCAAAACCAUGUGAAUCUUCAACAAGUCCUUCACCUGACAUGUUUCUCAAACAUUCUCUCACCACCUCUCUCACAGAUCACAAUCCUACUCAUUUUUAAGGUGUUUUGCCUAUGUCUAUAAUUAUAUAGGUAGUGACUGAUAAUCCAAAGUCAAGCCAACUCUUCACUCUUCCUGAUCAAUCAUCAAUCACUCUUUUGAACUUUCUUUUUCAAUCUCAAAUUUGAGAAACAUUUAUUUGUUUUUGAUCAUUUUUUUUUAUUUUUUUAUUUUUUUUUCUGAAAUGGGUAUCAGAUUGAUGGGGAUAGCUAAUGCAAAACACAAACUUCAGAGAACUCUAUCAGCAAGAUAUGGAAUAUUGGUUGCUACAGCCACUAAUUGCCAUGAUGUUCCAAAAGGCCAUUGUGCUGUUUAUGUUGGAGAAACACAGAAGAAGAGGUUUCUGAUUCCAAUUUCCUAUUUGAAUCACCCUUUGUUCCAAGAUUUGUUGAAUCGCGCUGAGGAAGAGUUUGGAUUUGAUCAUCCUACAGGAGGUCUCAUAAUUCCUUGCAGUGAAGCUCAUUUUAUAAGUUUAACUUCAGCUCUAAGUUCAGAAAAAAUGGCGUGACUUUGUCAAUGUUGAAUAAUUCAUUUGGCCUAUAAUUGGUCCUUUUUUUUUUAGUUUUCUUUGUUUUUAUAAUUUGAUCUUCUUUCUUCAAAAUCAUCAAAGUUGAGACAAAAAAUUUAUCCAGUUUAGUCACUUCCAAUUUUGUAUUAUAUACUGUGGGUUUCUUGGAACUACCA
Messenger RNA from Ziziphus jujuba (common jujube), 898 nucleotides. Its product is annotated as auxin-responsive protein SAUR23. Bases 399 to 722 code for a protein of 107 amino acids. Lineage: Eukaryota; Viridiplantae; Streptophyta; Magnoliopsida; Rosales; Rhamnaceae. The record is from RefSeq and is a predicted model, not a curated record. The transcript has a single exon. Gene Ontology annotation, biological process: response to auxin.